UCCGCUGCACGCUCCUUCUCUCUCGACAAGAUGGCCACGCCGGCAGUACCUGGGAGUGUUCCUGUGGCCACUCCGGCCCCAGCUGAGGCCCCCGCCUCAGCCCCAGACCCUGCCCAGGCCUCAGCUCCAGCUCUGGCUCCAGUUCCCGCGCCGGUUCCAGCUCCCACUCCAGCACCACCCUCAUCCCCAGACCCGGCGGCAGCUGCGGCUGCGAGCACGGCGCCGGGCCAGACCCCGGCCUCUGCGCCGACCCCGGCGCAGACCCCGGCGCAGUCGCUGGUUGGCCCUGCUCUCCCAGGCCCCUUCCCCGGGGGCCGUGUGGUCCGGCUGCACCCGGUCAUUUUGGCCUCCAUCGUGGACAGCUACGAGCGACGCAACGAGGGUGCUGCCCGAGUUAUCGGGACUCUGCUGGGAACUGUUGACAAGCACUCAGUGGAAGUCACCAAUUGCUUUUCAGUGCCUCACAAUGAGUCAGAAGAUGAGGUGGCUGUUGACAUGGAAUUUGCUAAGAAUAUGUAUGAAUUGCACAAGAAAGUCUCUCCAAAUGAGCUCAUCCUGGGCUGGUAUGCGACAGGCCAUGACAUCACAGAGCACUCUGUACUGAUCCACGAGUACUACAGCCGAGAAGCCCCCAACCCCAUUCACCUCACCGUGGACACCAGCCUCCAGAACGGUCGCAUGAGCAUCAAGGCUUAUGUCAGCACUUUAAUGGGUGUCCCUGGGAGGACCAUGGGCGUGAUGUUCACUCCUCUGACAGUGAAGUACGCGUAUUACGACACUGAGCGCAUUGGAGUUGACCUGAUCAUGAAGACCUGUUUCAGCCCCAACCGGGUGAUUGGACUCUCCAGCGACUUGCAGCAGGUAGCAGGCUCAUCGGCCCGCAUCCAGGACGCGCUCAGCACAGUGUUGCAGUAUGCAGAAGAUGUCCUGUCUGGAAAGGUGUCAGCUGACAAUACCGUGGGCCGCUUCUUGAUGAGUCUGGUUAACCAAGUACCCAAGAUAGCCGCCGAAGACUUCGAGACCAUGCUCAACAGCAACAUUAACGACCUGCUGAUGGUGACCUACCUGGCCAACCUCACACAGUCACAGAUCGCCCUCAAUGAGAAACUUGUGAACCUGUGAAUGGGCCCCAGCAGCGUGAAGACUCAGAUGGCGGCGUGAAGUGGGAGUGGCUUCUUGUGGUUUGAGUCACACUGCAUGAGUCAACUGCCUAUGACUCUAAAUAAACUUAGCCUCUCUUUUGUAAAAGGA
Messenger RNA from Artibeus jamaicensis (Jamaican fruit-eating bat), 1251 nucleotides. It is a transcript of the gene EIF3F, whose product is annotated as eukaryotic translation initiation factor 3 subunit F. Lineage: Eukaryota; Metazoa; Chordata; Mammalia; Chiroptera; Phyllostomidae. Gene Ontology annotation, molecular function: translation initiation factor binding; metallopeptidase activity; translation initiation factor activity. The coding region runs from base 31 to 1122 and encodes 363 amino acids. Gene Ontology annotation, biological process: translational initiation. Gene Ontology annotation, cellular component: eukaryotic translation initiation factor 3 complex, eIF3m. The record is from RefSeq and is a predicted model, not a curated record. The transcript is spliced from 8 exons.